GCUGCGGGGGAGCCUCGGGGUCGGGGCGCGCGGCUGCGGCGGCCGAGCCGUGCUCGGAGCUCGGAAGGGACUGACCGGGGCACCCGGUGGGCUGCUUUCCUCCCCGGGCGCUUUUGCUUUUUCUUGCUUUUGGUCCCGGUCGAGAGUCGCCCCCGGAGCCCGAGAGCCCCGAGCAGAGCGCGGGGCGCCCCUCCCGUCGAUUGUUGGGCGCGGGAUCGGCGGCAGCUUCGGGGUGCCCCGCGCGCGCCGGGCACCCAGGCGAGGCGCGCGGAGCCGCCGGCCGCGGGCGGGGGCCGGGAGCUUGCCAGGCUCGCUCGCUCGCCCCAGCGGGUCCGCUCGCGCAGGGCGCGGGGCGCAGGGCGCAGGGCGCGCGCGAUGAAGGCGGUGAGCCCCGUGCGCCCCUCGGGCCGCAAGGCGCCGUCGGGCUGCGGCGGCGGGGAGCUGGCGCUGCGCUGCCUGGCCGAGCACGGCCACAGCCUGGGGGGCUCCGCGGCCGCGGCUGCAGCGGCGGCCGCUGCGCGCUGCAAGGCGGCCGAGGCGGCGGCCGACGAGCCGGCGCUGUGCCUGCAGUGCGAUAUGAACGACUGCUACAGCCGCCUGCGAAGGCUGGUGCCCACCAUCCCGCCCAACAAGAAAGUCAGCAAAGUGGAGAUCCUGCAGCACGUUAUCGACUACAUCCUGGACCUGCAGCUGGCGCUGGAGACGCACCCGGCUCUGCUGAGACAGCCGCCGCCGGCCGCGCCGCCGCUCCACCCGGCGGGGACCUGUCCAGCCGGGCCGCCGCGCACCCCGCUCACGGCGCUCAACACCGACCCGGCCGGCGCGGUGAACAAGCAGGGCGACAGCAUUCUGUGCCGCUGAGCCGCGCUGCCCAGGUGUGCAGCCGCCUGAGCCAGAGCCAGGAACACUAGAGAGGGAGGGGAGCAGAAGUUAGAGAAAGAGCCACCGGAGGAAAGGAAAAAAAAAAAAAAUCAGCAAACCCCAGAAACCUUUCGUUCGUCAUUCCAAGAGAAAGGGACAGGAAAGAAAACUCAAACUUUCAUCCUUUUUCCUUUUUUUCUUUUUUUUUUUUUCGCACGUUCAUAGACAUUCUGCAUACUCAGUCUCUCUGUCUCUUUCAUUUAUAACCGCUGUGAAUUAAUUGUACAUUUCUGUGUUGUUUGGAGGUGCAGUUCAACUUUUAAGCUUAAGUGUGACAGGAUUGAUAAAUAGAAAAAUCAAGAGUAAAUCCCGACUUUAGAUGCCUACUUUGUGACCAAGGAGCUCAAGUUUUGUUUGGAAGCUUUACUAAUAUACCAGAGCAUUGUAGAUAUUUUUUUUUUUUUACAUCUAUUGUUUAAAAUAGAUGAUUAUAACGGAGCAGGGAACUUUCUUUUCCUUGCAAGAAUGUUACAUAUUGUAUAGAUAAAAACUGAGUGACAUUUCAUACCAUGUAUAUAUAGAGAUGUUCUAUAAGUGUGAGAAAGUAUAUGCUUUAAUAGACUACUGUAAUUAUAAGAUAUUUUUAAUUAAAUAUUUUUUGUAAAUAUUAUGUGUGUGUUUUUUUUUAAUCUAAGGGAAUAUUUCUGUUGGAAAAUUAUUUUUCAGCUCCAUGGCAGAGCUCUUCCUAUCUUGAAUGUGUUUUCUGUUUGGCCUGGUUUUUUAAUUUGUUUCUGUUUUUCCCAGUGUUGCGUAGACUCGGAAGUAACAGCUAUAGCUAGUGGUCCUGCAUGACUGCAUGAGAUGUUUAAUCACAAAAUAAACUUGUUCUGAGUCCAUUCAAAUGUGUUUUCUUUAACCUAGAUUGAAAUCUUUGUAUUUGAAGCAUACAUGUUGAAAAUAUACUUUAUCGGUUUUUAAGUACAGAGUUCGAUAGUGUAAUAUAUAAAAAGUGGUUUUUGCUUUUUAACUCAAGUCAAAAUGGAUUCGGAAUGAUUUAGCCUAUGGGAUGGGGAAAUGCUUGGGUCCUUAAGGAAUUUAUGAAAUCUACUGUUUUAUCUAAGUGAAAAAUAUGCUUCUCAUUCUUCAUUUUCCACGAAAGCUUAAUGUCACCAAGUUUCAUGUCUGUACAUAUUAUUUAAAUCAUAGAAAUGAAAAAUGUUCUCUGCUUGCUACCAAAGGACAUACUCUUGGAAAUGAACACUUUCUGCUUUCCUUCCUCCAACUAUUAAUAGGCAACAGUGGGGAAAACAAUAAGGCAUAAUGGCAAAUCCUUCAAGCAGGGAUAAAAGUCGAUCUUCAAACAUAAGUAGACCAAAAAUUCUGAUGACUGCAUCUAGAUUAUUUUUUUAUAAAAAUGAUUUUCACUAUAGCGAUGUUAGUUACCGCUAAACUACUGUCCAAUCUCUUGUGAUGUGUAACUUUUCCAUGUGAAUAUUAAAGUAGAUUUCUCUGUCUUGUA
Messenger RNA from Talpa occidentalis (Iberian mole), 2380 nucleotides. RefSeq names its product inhibitor of DNA binding 4 (gene ID4). Gene Ontology annotation, cellular component: nucleus; cytoplasm. The transcript has 3 exons. Gene Ontology annotation, biological process: cell differentiation; negative regulation of transcription by RNA polymerase II; circadian regulation of gene expression. Bases 376 to 861 code for a protein of 161 amino acids. Gene Ontology annotation, molecular function: transcription regulator activity; protein dimerization activity. NCBI's taxonomy places the organism in Eukaryota, Metazoa, Chordata, Mammalia, Eulipotyphla, Talpidae. The record is from RefSeq and is a predicted model, not a curated record.